Messenger RNA from Lolium rigidum, 4440 nucleotides. RefSeq lists its product as uncharacterized. Lineage: Eukaryota; Viridiplantae; Streptophyta; Magnoliopsida; Poales; Poaceae. The transcript has 6 exons. The coding region runs from base 1 to 4440 and encodes 1479 amino acids. Gene Ontology annotation, molecular function: catalytic activity; nucleic acid binding; zinc ion binding. The record is from RefSeq and is a predicted model, not a curated record.
AUGGCGGAGGAGGAUCACGACAUCCUUAUGAUCAAGGGUCUGGUCCAGGAAGCUUCGGAGGUCAAGGAGGAGGACCGCCACCAGCAAACUUUGGAGGUCAGGGAGGAGGGGCGCCUCCAGGAAGCUUUGGUGGGCAUGGUGGAGGUCAGGGUGCGGGAGGGUUCAGAGCAAAUGAUGGGAGAAGUUUUGAAGGGACACGGUAAUGAUUUUCAAGGUGGACCGCCGGGUGGUUUCAAUUUUGUACCUGGUCCUGGAGGAGGUGAAUAUCGGGGUGGGCACAACGGAAACAAUUUCCGACGUCCAUAUGAUCACAGGAAUAAGUUCGGGCAGUACCAUGGUGGAACCAAUAUGGGUCGGUUUGGAGGAAGAGGUCGUGGGAGAGUUCCUGUAUCUGGUUUUGCUGAGAAGAGGGCUGCUACAGAGAAGGUUGUGGACAAGCGGAGUGAGGGGGAGCCGACAAAAGCAGCGCCUUCCCAAGUUUUUGUUCAGAAACAGCCCCAAGGUAUGGUUGAUCAAACUGGACAACAGCGGCAGAUGAUCAUAGAUGGCGAGGGUUCUAACUCGGGGAAAGAAAAGGAAGCUACAGGUGCCAAAAAGAAGGAUAAAUCUGCUGAGAAGUUGAGGUGCUUUCGUUGUGGUGUUCCCGGUCAUUUCUCCAUUGAAUGCAAAGUCGAGAUUUGUGUUUUCUGUGAGUCAUCAGAGCAUAAGGAUGAUGAGUGUCCCUUGCAUAAGAUGAAGAAGCCGAUGCUCUCCUUAUAUGGAUACGGCCAUGAGGAGCUUGCUUUUGUUGAGGUUGAACCGACUCCUGAUUUCAAACCAAAGUCGGAUAAUGGACGUAUGUGUAGGAUUACAGUAACAGGAGGAUCACUGUCCACUGACAAGAUCAUUGAGCGUCUGCGAUGGUGCAUUGAUGAUACCUUUCAGUGGGAUGUGCAGCCGCAGGGGACAAAUAUUUAUAAAACUCAAUUUCCGAGCAAGAUUGAGUUACAGAGGGCUGUAAGGAUUGGAGUUUUUCCCGUGAAGGAUUCAGCUUGUGCUCUUGAGUUUGCGGAGUGGAAAUCUGUAGUGAAACCGACUGUCCAACUAGAGGAAGUUUGGGUUCUAAUUAGUGGAGCUCCGGAGAGUAUGUAUCGAAACUAUCUUAUUUGCUGGGGUAUGGGUCGUUUUAUCGGCAAGACAAAGAAGAUUGAUAUGGCAUAUACUAGAGAAUAUGGUGUGGUUCGGGCACUUGUUAAGGUGGUUGACAUUGCAAGUAUCCCUUAUAAGAAAUUGGUUUUCCAUGAAGAUGAGGGAUAUUAUCUUACUUUUGAGAUUGAGGAAGAGGUGGAUAUGGUCGAGGAUGAUGAUCCUAAAAAUGGAGAUGAUAAAGAUUCUAAUGCUAGAGAAAAGGAGCAUGAGAAGAGAAAGGACCCCAAGGGAGAUAAUCCAAAGAAUGGAAAUUCAUCCAGGAAGCCACAGGCAAAAAAUGACUUUCCUAGAACUGAGGGCCAUGCAGGAUCUGAUAUCAAUAAGGGUGCGCAUACGGCUGCUCUUCAGACAUUGCCUGAUCUUGCACAUUGCAGUGUUGUGGAGGCGGGUUUGGAGAAGAUCACCGGAUCUACACCGACCCCUAUUUCGAGCCGAAGACUUUAUAUCUCUCCUUCGAUGAAUCAGAAUGGUUGUGCUCUGGUUGUUGAUGAUGGAGAUGGGGUUGGCUUGCCUAAGACGCUAGACUCUGGUAUACUACAGUCUACCGCGAUCACUGACGGCUUUUCUACUCGCAUAUCUUCCCCUGCCGAGCCAGGGAGUCUGCAUGUCAUGACAACGGCUGCUGCCGCGGCAGACCUUCUGCCUUCUUUCUCUGCCGUGGCAGAGCUUUCAGGCGGGGAAAAUUAUGGCCCAAAUUUCUGUUCCACUGAGCUGGUCAAGGCCCGUGUCGAGAUGGAAAAAGUUUCAUCUACUUCACCUACAUCUCAGACUCCUUCGCCAAAAAUUGUGACUCCAUGCGGGGGUCUGAAUUUGAAGGCAAACAAUUUUACCCCGAGGCCGCUUCAGCACUCCUAUGAAGAUAUUGUCGCAUACGGUGGCAUUCCGGAGAGCUCGGCGUUUGGGACUCGAUCGAGUGAUCGCUUAGGUGCGCAACCUAAUGCGGAUCAGCCGCAGUUGGAGAGGGCCAUGCACCUAGCGCAGCAACGUCAAGUUCCAGGAACACCUUUGCUUUUAGGAGGAGACUUUAAUAUUAUUCGAAGUCCAUUAGAGAAAAAUAACGGGAAUUAUAAUGCAAAGUGGCCGUUUGUCUUCAAUGCAAUCAUAGGUUCACUUAACUUGCGCGAGUUGAUUUUGUCGGGCCGACAGUUUACUUGGGCGAGUCGCCGUGAGAAUCCCACCUACGAAAAGUUAGAUCGUGUGCUAGCUAGUGUAGAGUGGGAACAAAAAUUCCCGUUAACUUCUGUGCGCGCACUGACCCGUACGGGGUCGGAUCACACACCUUUAUUACUCACUAAAAUUAUUGAUGAUCUUGAUAUUAAGGCGGAAUCAUCACCCCUUAAUGAAGCAGAGAGUAAGAUGCUAAGGAGUGCAAAUGAUAAGAUUGGAAAACUGAGACGUGAUGAGGAAUCAAAGUGGGCUCAACGUGCUAAAGUUAAGUUUAUCCAAGAAGGUGGAAAUAAUACGAAAUAUUUUCACCUUAUGGCUAAUGGUAGAUAUAGAAAGAAGCGAAUUUUCCAGUUAGAGCAAGAACAAGGGACAAUCAUUGGUGAGGAAAACCUUAGAUUAUACAUAUCUGAUUUCUAUAAAAAGUUAUUUGGAGCACCGGCUAAAAAUAAUUUUAUUAUGAGAGAGGAUUUAGUUGCGGAUAUUACUAGAGUAACUCCUGAGGAGAAUAUAAUUCUAACCGCGGCCUUCACCGAGAAGGAAGUGUUAGAAGCUAUUAUGGAUAUGGAACAUAAUAAAGCUUCGGGACCAGAUGGGUUCCCAGCUGAAUUUUAUCAAUGUUUUUGGGAGGUGCUUAAAAAUGAUCUUAUGGCUUUAUUUGUACAAUUGCAACACGGUGAGCUGCCCCUUUACAAACUAAACUUUGGAAUCAUUACGUUGAUACCAAAAAAAGAGAAUGCAACACAAAUUCAACAAUAUAGACCGAUAUGCCUACUUAAUGUAAGUUUUAAGAUUUUUACGAAAGUUGGCACGAAUAGAAUUACAAGUGUUGCACCCAAGGUGAUAAAACCUACCCAAACAGCGUUUAUGCCGGGGAGACAUAUUUUAGAAGGGGUAGUAGUUUUGCAUGAAACCAUCCAUGAACUUCAUCGGAAGAAAAUGGAUGGUGUACUCUUUAAAAUUGAUUUUGAAAAAGCCUACGAUAAGGUUAAGUGGUCUUUUCUCCAACAAACCUUGCGUAUGAAAGGAUUCUCCCAAAAAUGGUGUCAUUUGAUAAGUACAUUUGUUGAGGGAGGAUCUGUGGGAAUACGGGUUAAUGACGACAUUGGCCAUUAUUUCCAAACUAUGAAAGGACUGAGACAAGGUGAUCCCCUGUCUCCGCUCCUUUUUAAUAUUGUCGCGGACAUGUUGGCUAUUUUAAUCGCUCGAGCGAAAGAAGAUGGCCAAGUUGGGGGACUUGUACCUCAUUUAGUAGAGGGAGGAGUCUCUAUUUUGCAGUAUGCCGAUGAUACAAUUUUAUUCAUGGAGCACGAUCUUGAGAAGGCCGUUAACAUGAAGCUCAUACUUUGUAUCUUCGAGCAUUUAACUGGGCUGAAAAUAAAUUUUCACAAGAGUGAGAUUUUUUGUUUUGGUAAGUCAAAAGAAGUGGAAGAUCAAUACAAGCAGAUUUUUGGUUGUGAAUCUGGGACACUUCCUUUCCAUUAUCUUGGCAUCCCAAUCCAUUAUAGACGAUUAUUGAACAAAGAAUGGAGUUCCGUCGAAACUCGUUUCGAACGUAAAUUGGGGUGCUGGCAAGGCAAGCUCCUCUCAUACGGAGAUAGGCUGGUCUUGAUAAAUUCAGUGUUAACAAGUCUACCGAUGUUCAUGCUAUCUUUUUUUGAAAUACCCAAAGGGGUCAGGAAAAGAUUAGACUUUUAUCGAUCUCGAUUCUUUUGGCAGAAUGAUCAGCUAAAACGAAAGUACAGAUUGACUAAAUGGAACAUUAUUUGUAGACCUAAGGAGCAAGGGGGGUUGGGGGUAGAGGUCUUGGAACUCAAAAAUAGAUGUUUGUUAAGUAAAUGGCUAUAUAAACUUCUUAACGAAGAAGGAGUUUGGCAAGAACUUUUACAUAAUAAAUAUCUCAAGAACAAAACUUUGUCACAAGUGACUGCGAAACCCACCGACUCUCCCUUUUGGAAAGGACUUAUGGGAGUGAAAGACGAUUUCUUUUCAAGAGGUUCGUUCACAAUUGGGAAUGGCCAACAAGUACGCUUUUGGGAAGACACUUGGCUGGGUGAUUCUCCUUUGGCGUCCCAGUUACCCGUAUGA